Molecule: messenger RNA, 276 nt
Organism: Penicillium antarcticum
Lineage: Eukaryota; Fungi; Ascomycota; Eurotiomycetes; Eurotiales; Aspergillaceae
Product: 4F5 domain protein
Exons: 2
Coding region: 1-276 (91 amino acids)
Source: RefSeq, a predicted model, not a curated record
AUGACGCGGGGUAACCAGCGCGAUAAUGAUCGGGCCAAGGCCCAGAAGAAGGCUGCUGCUUCGGUUCGUCUUCUCCGCCAGCGCCGUAAGGGCAAGAACACCCAGUCUGGCAGCCAGUACCAGAAGUCCAAGGAAGACGCUGCCGCCAUUAUGCGCGAGAAGCAGAAGAAGGGUGUGUAUUACCAUUGUGCACCGCGACCCUUUGGUCAAAGGGCUAAUCUUUUUCUCCUUGCAGCGGACGAGAAGAGGGCUGCAGAGGCAGGAGGGAAAAAGUAG